GGUUGGCUCGAGUGACGUGCGCCAACCCUUGUAUCGGUCAUGGAGGAAGCGAAUGGAGAUCAUGCGGAUGACGCAACCUGGGUGUUGACCAGCAGCUUUGUAAUUUUAACCAUGCAGAGCGGCUUCGCCAUGUUGGAAAUGGGCACUUGCUCCAAGGGCAACGACGUGAACAUCAUGCUGAAGAAUGUCUUCGACGUGGUGUGUGGUGCUUUGGCCUACUACAUGGUGGGCUAUGGCAUUUCCUAUGGAUCGCCCAGCAACGGUUUUAUGGGUCUGGGUGAUUAUUUCGUGGAUGGUGAUCCAGAGGAUCCGUUGAAGACAGGGCUGCUGUACAGCAGAUACAUUUUUCAGUUCAGCUUCGCUGCAACUUCCACCACCAUCGUCAGUGGCAGCCUUGCGAUGCGCUGUCGAUUUCCUGUGUAUUGUAUCUAUUCUUUUUAUGCUGUGAUCGUGUAUGCCUUUGUGGCACAUUGGGUAUGGGCCAAAGAUGGCUGGUUGGCACAGUUAGGUGUGCACGACUUCGCGGGCAGUGGGGCGGUGAGUUUAUUGGGGGCUAUGAAUGGUCUCAUCGGUGUCUCCAUGUUGGGACCUCGCCUGGGACGUUUCGAUGACAGUAGGCCGCCCAGUGACUUUAAGCCGUCCUCGCCCGCGACGAUUCUGUUUGGGCUCUUCAUGCUGUGGUGGGGAUGGAUUGGCUUCAACUGUGGCAGUUCUUUCGGCAUUACGGAGGAUAAAUGGCUGGUCGCCACGCGCGCGGGGGUGUCCACCAUCAACGCCACCGCAGGCAGUUCAUAA
Cladocopium goreaui is the source of this 795-nucleotide messenger RNA. NCBI's taxonomy places the organism in Eukaryota, Dinophyceae, Suessiales, Symbiodiniaceae. The record is from the annotation of a GenBank genome assembly.